Messenger RNA from Monosiga brevicollis MX1, 21126 nucleotides. RefSeq lists its product as uncharacterized. The coding region runs from base 1 to 21126 and encodes 7041 amino acids. Gene Ontology annotation, molecular function: calcium ion binding. Gene Ontology annotation, biological process: cell communication; homophilic cell-cell adhesion. Gene Ontology annotation, cellular component: plasma membrane. The record is from RefSeq and is a predicted model, not a curated record. NCBI's taxonomy places the organism in Eukaryota, Choanoflagellata, Craspedida, Salpingoecidae. The transcript is spliced from 4 exons.
AUGUAUCUACGGUAUCCUCACCCAUCGCCUUCUCUCUUCGCGGCAUCUGAUCAGGCUGAAUAUCUCUUGACCCCUGUGUUUGUGCGCUGCACCUCUUUGGGCGAAGCUGGCCUUCAUCUUGACUAUGGCGCCACGGGGUCGUUCGACACUCUCUUUGAUGUCGCAACGGCCAGUCCAGCUUGCACAGGUCUCGCUUUAAGCAUUGUCCGUAUCCGCUGCUUCCUGCUGCCCGGUCACACCUCAUCGCAAUUUGUCUUGUGCUUCAUGCUCCAGGGCUCAAUCGUUUGCCAGUGUCUCUUGUACCUUCAACCGUCAGUCUCGCUGAGGACCCCUCGGGCAGCAGCCUCACCCUCACCGCCACAGUGCCCACACCUGCACCGGCUAGCAUUUCCCUCGCACUUCGCGUUGCCAGUCCCACGGCGCUCGGUACGUCCUUUCAGCCUUGCCUCCUCUAUUAAACAGCAUUGCCUUGCUACGUUGCCUGCGAUUGUUCUCAGAAGCGUCUUUCCGAAGACUGAGGUUGAACAUCUCACGUUUGCUGCUCUUGCUCCUUUCGGACUCUCGCCUGUAGUGGACCUUGACUACAACGUGAGUUCCCCCAUUUUGACCAUUGCAGCUGGAGCCACGAGCGCGGCAUGGCCCAUCACCAUUCAUGCUCUGAAUGAUUCCCUGCCCGAGCUUGCCGAGGCCCUUGUUGUGACCGUUGUGUCCUAUUCUUCUUCCACGGCGAUUGUGCCUGAUGCCUCGCGUCAGUUGCUGCUCACCAUCAACGCAAGCGACGAUCCAUACGGGCGCUUUGCUUGGGCAACCGCUGCCCAGUCAGGCGUGCGCUUGGACGAGUCGGCUCAUGCCGCGGCGAGCGUCAAUAUCACUCGCCACGGCGGCACAAUCGGCACGCAGGUGUUGAGCUGGGAAAUUAUCAACGGCACCGGGCAAUUUGCUCAGGCAGCGGGGUUUGUCGUCUUUGGGGACGGCCAAACCUGGGCGAGCUUGGGUCUUGAGCUCCUCGACGAUGCUUUGCCUGAGGCUGCAGCUACAUACCAACUCAAGCUUACCGACGUUUUGGGCGGUGGUACCAUCAAGGUCGCUACAAAUACAGCUUGGCUUGUCGUCAACGCCUCGGACGAUCCUUACGGUACUGUGGCUCCCGCGACGACGAGUCAGUUUGACACGGCCAAUGGCACGCGCUUUCUGCAAAUCGAUCUGAACCGAGCCAACGGCACCCUGGAGGACGUAGUGGCGCACGUUGAGAUUCGCCGAGCCCUCUCGGCAGCCAGCACGUGCUCAGCACAAACCUUGUUGGCUUCUACCAUCCAGGUGCUCAUGCCAGCCGGGGCCGCUCGCACCACCGUCCAUGUUCCCGUGCCCGAGGAUCGGAUUUUGGCGAUGGAGCAUCGAUACUGCUUGAUCAUCACAUCGGUUCAUCGCUUGCAGGGUGGCGACGUGGUUGUAAGCGCUGAUGGCAUCAGCCCCUCCGCUAGUCCCACCGUGGUGCGCGUGGCGCCCUCAGCUGCGGUGGCCAAUGGCCGUCUUUAUAUUCAAAACACAAACUUUGUUCGUGUGACCGAAGGUCCAGCCGACACGGCCGUUGAUGUCACCGUCAGGCGCGUGGACGGCACCUAUGGAUCAGUCGUCGUUGCGCUCCAAGUGAGUUCAGCGGACAGCAACAGCGUCAAUGCCAAGCCGGGUGAAGACAUUUAUCCUCUUGCAAUCAAUUUAACCUUCCAAGGCACCGACGAUCUUGAGCAGGCGCGCUUUUACGUGGCUGCAGAUGAUGUCCCCGAACUUCAGGAAUCCUUUCUCAUUGGCUUGCAGGCUCUGAUCGAGGGCGUGGCUGUCUUGGAUACGGCCACCAAGCGCAUCAUCGUCUCUGAGAAUGAUGAUGCGCGUGGCGUUUUAGCAAUGGCCGCUCCUUUGGCUGUGGUGCAACCGUCUCGCGCCUCUGAGCUGCGCGUGGGCGUGGAGCGAUUGCAGGGCCUCUUUGAGGAUGUGUCCGUUACGCUGUUGAGCUUUGAUGGCACGGCGACGCAUGGUAUCGACUACACAUUCAACAACGCCUCAGGAUUAACACUGCGCAAUGGCAAAAGCAAUGCCUCUUUUAUCAUUGGCAUUCCCACCCCCGCGACGCCCGUGCCCCGUCGAGUCCUGACCUUAGCGCUGGCACCGCCAGUGGUGGGCGCGCGUAUCGGUGCCAAUUCAUCCACCCUUGUGGAAAUUGUCUCUUGCUUUCACUGCACGAUCAACGCUUCUCUGAAUCAAACCCACGUUGAAGAGGGCGGCGCUGUCGCGCUCUCCUUUGUCCGGGGCCCCGACGCCCACGGUCUUGCGUUGGUCAACUGGUCAAUCGUUUUACAGAGUGCCGGCCCUGCCAGUGCCACACCGGCACUGCAGUUUGCCCUGUCCAGCGGCCAAGUAUCGCUUGAGCACGGGCAGGUGCAGUCCGAGCCCAUUCCGCUCGUUGUAGUACCCGACAUUGAGCCGGAGGAUGAGCACGCGUACGCCAUCAUCUUCGCCGCCGAUGGCGACGAGGCUCCCGGCCCUGCUGAAAACUUCACUGUGGCUGCCAGUGACCUGGCCUAUGGUACCGUGGGCCUAGCCACCUUGGCGACUACCGUUGCCGAAGGGAUGACGCUCGACUUGGGCGUUGACCGCUCGGGCAGCUCUCUUGGUCAUAUUCGCGUCAAUGUGAGUGUGGCUACCGCACACAGAGCCGAUGUGAUCCUCAGCAAUGCCAGCGUCCUUUUGGACCCGGGCCAGGUAGCCACCACCUUGCACUUGAGUGUCGUCGCAGAUGGACUGCCUGAACUUGAAGAGAUUGUGCCCAUAGCUAUUGCAAGCACCGAACUUUGGCGUGGUGGCGCCUGGGUCGUGGUGGGUGCGGAUUUGCUUGCCAUUAAUGCGUCCCGCGCCGUCUGCAACGUAACUGUGCCAAUGAACGACGAUGCUCGUGGUCGCUUCGCUCUCAACACCAACACCGAUGGGACCUCGAUUGUGCGUCUGGUGGAGGGCGAGGGCGCAACUGCCGUGACCGUAUCUCGCACGCGGGGCCUCUUUGGCACGGUCACGCUGGCGUAUCGCCUCAUCAGCGUGCCCUCUGGGAUCUUGGCGAGCAGCGAUUUCGUUGUCGCUAACGGCACCGUCACCUUUACCAGCCAGCAAACCGAGGCUGUUAUUUGGGUAACAGCCUUUGAUGAUGACCUCCCUGAGCUCGACGAAGAUUUUGUCUUGGUCAUAGAAGUGUUGGCCGACGCCGACGUCGCAAACCCAGGUGUAGUUGACCCAGCUGGCGACACCCUCAACAUGACCAUCAGUGGAAGUGACGCCCCAUUCGGCGUGGCCACGAUCGAUGAAGCUCUUUUUCCCAAAUUGAUCUUGGCUGAGCCGGCAACCGGUUUGGCGGUGAUCAACGUGUCUAUCUUUAGACGCCAAGGCAGUUUUGGGAACGGCACCGUCAUGUGGCAAUUGGUCGGCAAUCUUUCGCAGCUCUCACCCUCUGGUGGUCAGCUGGACUUUGCGGAAAACGUUGAAAGCGCGCGACUGGCUCUCAUGCUAGCAGCCGACUUGCUGCCCGAAGAAGAGCAGCAAGGGUUCUUGCAGCUGUCCACACCCACGGGCGGCUUAAGCCUGGCCGUGAACCACAGCAGCUUGCCGGUCGUUGUGAGCAAGAGCGACGAUCCAUACGGCCGCUUUGAGUUCAGCGCAUCCUCGGAGCUCUUGGUGGGCGACGAGGGGAGUGAGGUGGUCUUUUACGUCAAUCGCCUAGGCGGUCGCAAGGGCACCAUUGUCGUGGAUUGGGCCUUGUCUUCAAGCUCGGCUCGUGCAGGGUCAGAUGUACAGCCGGUCGCGGGGACGCUCAGAUUCGAAACCGAUGACUUUUCUCAGGCACUUACCCUGACAGUCAUCGACGACACGGAGCCCGAGUUUGCCGAAGCCCUGUUUAUCAAUUUGACUGCCGUCUGUGGUGGCGCCGUCCUGGGUGCCCGGGCUGUGGCUACCCUUGAAAUCAGUCUCUCCGACCAUCCGUUUGGCAUCUUCGACUUUGAAGCCGUUGCCCCCUCGUUGGCGGUCGAGGAGGGGGAGACGCACGAUUUGCGCAUCCUGCGUAGUGGAAAUCUCACGGCGCGAGCGGAGCUCAACUUCAUCGUGCAGCGUUCCGAUGGCAGCGAAGCCAUUGGUGACGUGAACCCCACUCGUGGCAGCAUUGUGUUUAGCGAGGGCGAAUCGUACGACACACUGCGCUUGACUGUGCUAGCCGAUGGAAUUCCAGAGUUGGAGGAAAACCUGACGGUGACUCUACUGCCCCUGACGCCUGAAGACGACAGUGCGGCCUUGACGCUGCGCGUGGCUCCCAACGACGGCUAUCGUGGUGUGGUGCGUGUCUGGCCCGCCAGCAAAGUCGUGGUGGGGCUGGAGGGUACUCUUGUCAACGUGACACUCGAGCGCCAGCGCGGAUUGUUUGGUGCGGUGACCGUUGAUUGGCAUAUCACCAGCAACGCCACGAUUACCGAGGCCGACGUGCGCUUUGCCGCCGGUCGCGUUCCUUUUGUUGAUGGGCAACAGUAUGGUACGCUCUCCAUCAACGUCCUCGCCGAUGACGUCCCCGAGCUUGGGGAAGCUUUUGCCAUCCUUCUUUCCAACCCGCAGGGAGGGGCUGUCUUGGACGCCGACUCGAACGCCUUGGGGGCUUGGGUGGAAAUUCUGCCCUCCAAUGACGUGUUUGGUUAUUUUACGCUCGACACUGCGAUGCUCAUAUUGCGCGAUGGGCAGCGUGACGUGUCAGCGUCUGUGACUCGUGCAGGCGGUGCAGUCGAGGGCCAGGAUGUCCAGCUUGUUCUUUACACUGGUCCUUGUCAAAGCACGGCGGCCAAUACCAAUGCAAGCACACACCUCAACAGCACGGCCCUGCACUUUGAUGCUGGCAGCACCAGUGCCUCGCUGAUAUGGCAGUUGCCGGUUGCCCUGGUGCUCUUCGUGGGUGAAACGCUUUGCGUGCAAAUUUCCGGGGUUGCUCGAGCCUCGGGUGUUGCAGCACUUCCCAGCGACUCGGGGUUCACGCCACGGGCAUCCACAGUAGCCACAGCAUUGCCAGUGACAACGGAGCAUGCGAAUGGCGUCCUCAACCUAGCCCCUCCCAGUCUUCAAGCUACCGAGGGCGACUCUGUGCAGUUUAGUGUUGUGCGUACUGCUGGUUCCUACGGCGCUCAAUCAAUCGUUUGGGCCGUUACCUCCCCCAAUGCGUCUUUGCAAGUUGAGCCGAGUCAGGGCAGCCUCAAUAUGGCGCACGGUAGUACCUCAGCCGUCAUUAGUCUGGUGGUCACUGAUGAUGAUGUGCCCGAGCUGGCACAAGAGUGGCACCUGCAGCUGGUGAGCGUGAGCGGCGGGGCUGUAUUGGGGUCUGAUGUGACGGCUGAGCUGCUCGUGGCGGCCUCUGACUACCCACACGGCGUCGUGUCUUUUGCGAGGUCGGACAUUGCGGUUGCGUCAGGCCCACUCGGCAACGCCGUCUCCAUUGGCCUGACGCGAGAGUUUGGUAGGGAGGGUUCCGUGUCUGUGCUGGUCUCAACUCGGGGCAUCACGGCAGAUCCUGGCAUGUUUGUUCCACUCAAUGGCCAUACGGUCAUCUUUGCGGACGGGGCAGAUACGGCCUCGCUCACCUUGUCUCUUCCUGCAAUCACCAGCGCCUCGGUGCCUGAGGCAUUGGUGGCGCUUGAACUCACUGUGGGCGGCGGAGGCGUCGUUUUGGGCAACAUCUCACAAAGUAACGUCACCAUCCACACCUGUUUUCAUUGUACUAUCGCUCUGAGCUCGACGAGCAUUGUCAUGACGGAGGAUGAGGAUCGCGCCCUCGUUCUUACGCGACACCCGGCGGCAUGGGGAACUGAGAACCUGAGUUGGACCUUGACAGGGCCGGCUGUUGAGCAAGACUUUGCGUCAAGUUCGGGCACUGUCACAUUUUUGAACGGACAGGCGGAGGCACGGUUGGCCAUCUUGGCAGUAGAUGAUGACCUGGUUGAACCUACGAAGCUAUAUCGCUUGCAGCUGGUGCCCGGUGUUAUGAGCUCGGCGCUAUCCUCGGACCACGCCAAUGUCACACUGUUGGCAGAUGACUAUCCCUACGGUCUAUUUGGGUUUGAGACGACUAGGCUGGCCGUCUCGGAGGUCGCAAACGAGCGCUCAAUUUCAAUCGUUCGACGCCAGGGGCGCCAAGGCUUGGUGACGUUGGAGGUGGAAACGCGCGCGGGACCCGGCGCCAGUGCCAAUGACUUUGUGGCCGAGCGCCGCAACGUAACCUUUGUGGAUGGCGAAGCGACGGCCUUGGCUCGCGUGGUCAUCCUCGACGACGCAACGCCAGAGCUCAACGAAACGGUUAUCAUGCAAAUCAUUCGCGUCUACCAUGCGGCUGCUGACACACCGGGUCAAAUGGUGGGCAUCGACCCGCAGUAUGCCACGUUGCGUAUAACUGUCUUGGAAAACGAUGAUGCUCGAGGAACUUUUGGUCUAAACAUGGCCACUGCUGUGGUGAAUGAGGGUGAAUCGCUCAGCGUAGCCAUUGAUCGUCAGGGAGGGGCGUUGGUACCUGUUACGGCCACCCUUCAGCUUGCCCCCGGCGGAAACUUGGCUCUGAAUGAUCUGGGCUUUUGGCCCAGCACUUCCGUGUCGUUUGAUGUGAAUGAGACCACGCAGGUGGUCCACAUUGCCAUCUUGGCUGAUGGCAUCCCGGAAACAGCCGAAUCAGGGACCCUGCGGCUUGUAGUGGACAACAGUGCUCAAUUGGCAGCCUCCAGGUCCACGCUGGACCUCUUUGUGAGCCCAUCUGAUGAUCCCACGGGCGUUUUUGCAUUUGGCACCAAUGCCUCAAUAACGGUAGAGGAGCCCGACUCGGGUGCCAUCAAUGUGACGUUUCCCGUGUUUCGCAGCGCCGGCCUCUUUGAAGCAGUCACCCUCUCCUGGGAGGUGCGGCUCAAUGGGAGCCUUGCCGUGCGAGAUGUUGCUGCAAGCACCGGCAGCCUGAUUUUUGCACCGGGCCAAUCUUCUGCAGAUCUCACUAUUGCGGUAACGGCCGAUGAUGACCCCGAGGAUGUGGAGAUAUUGGCCGUCACGCUCGUUGCAACCAGUUCUGGUCGCAUGGCGGGCGUGAGCACGCGCCAUAUUGUCGUCCGCGCAAAUGAUUAUCCCUUUGGUGUGCUGCGCUUAGCCCCAGGCUUCAAUGCCACGCUGUCUGAAGACAGCACCACCCGCCUGGUCAUUGAACGCCAUGGGGGUACCGAAGGAGCCGUCUCGGUGUCCUACGCGCUCACUUCAUUGACCGCAAGCGUUGGCGAGGACUUUGCUGCUUCACACAACGCAUCGGGCCGGCUCAGCUUUGCACCCGGCCAGCGCGAGAACAGCUUUGCGCUCGAUGUCGUCGCCGACCAUGUCGGCGAAGGCCUCGAGUGGUUUCUCUUGACCCUCCUCAAUCCAGAGGGAGGUAGCGUGUUUGAGACCGUCUCGCCAGGGCCAGACUGUAACGUUGGGGCUUGCACUGUUUCCUAUCUGCUCGCCAUUGCACCAAGCGACGCCUACGGUGGCAAUUUCUCGCUCGCGCUUAGUCCGAGUCCCAGCUUGCGCGAAGGAAUGAUUAUGGAGGUCGAAGUUGCUCGUGAGAUUGGUGUUGCGCCAAUUCAUCUCACAUGGAGCAUCGUGCCAGGCACAAACAACGCCUCGACCUUCAACUCGACAAGUGGGGGUCUGGACUUUGCUCGGGGCGAAUUCAAUCACACCUUUGCUCUCCUGGCACUGCCUGAUGGUAUACCAGAGGUUGACACUCCGUUUAGCGUCAUUUUGAGUGCAGCCGACAACGGCACCGCCUCGCUUGUGGACGUAUCGCGUGUGGCCUCGGGUGUUAUUUUGCUCAGCGAUUCUACGGGUGAUUGUAUUGCACACGACUGCGGCCCACACGGGACCUGCCUGCCUGGUGUGCUCAACUACUCGUGUGCUUGUGAUGCAGGCUAUUCCGGCCCUCGAUGCACGCUCGCCGUUGAUUAUUGCGCCUCCGCUCCGUGUCAAAAUGGCGCCACGUGCCAAAAUGCUGGCGGCUCUUUCAUGUGCAUGUGUGAGGCUGGUUUUGCCGGCGCACGGUGUGAGCUGCCACCGCGUUGCUCCACAGCCCACACGUGGUGCUUUCGCCGGCGGCGCUGCGUGCCACUGAGCACGACCCAGGAGGCAGGGUGCGCCGCAAGCUGCGGCGCUGGGGAGGCCUUUUGUUUUGCUCAGAGGACAUGCCAGGCCUCCACGGUGUGGGUGCAACCCUGCCCCAUUGAGGGACCCGCCCCCCAAUUCGAUGCCAGUUAUCAGAAUCUGACCGUCAUGGAGAAUGCAGCACCCGGAACCGUGGUGGCCGUACUGACAGCGCACGGCACGCACCGUUGGUCCGGAAAUCUGACGUACAGGCUACACGCAGAAGGCUCGACGGAUGAUGGGCGGCCGUUUGUCCUGGAUGAAAGGCACGGUACGUUGACAGUGGCCGCGCCGUCGGGGCUGCUGGACCGUGAGCGCCAGGCCAAUUAUACACUUCGGGUAUCUGUGACUGAUGCGGGUUCUCCGGCCAAGACCACAUACGCUCAAGCUCUGGUAGCUCUUUUGGACGAAAAUGAUAACGCACCUGUCAUCGCCGGCUCGCUGCCCUUGGGCGCUGUUGUGCGUGAGUCGAUGUCUGUUGGUGCGGAUGUCAUGGUCGUUGAAGCGACUGACGCCGAUGAGGGUAUCAACGCCGAGCUUCGCUACACGUUGAUGAACGCGAACGUCGGUCCUUUUGUGAUCAAUGCCAGCACAGGCACUAUGGUGCUUGCGGCCCCACUUGAUGGCGCCCGCAUGGACAGCUAUCUCCUGAACAUUUCCGUCGCGGAUCGUGGCACACCACAGCGCAUGAGCUACGCCCAUGCCACUAUUACGGUGAUCUGGUUCGAGCCACCCUUCAUUAACGAGUCUAGUCGGGUGGGGUCUCUGAUCGAGGAGCAGGGUGGUCAGCAGCUUGUGGGCGUGGUGAAGGCGGUGCCUCGGCACGAUCAACACAAUCGUAGUCUCACCUUUUCGAUCCGCCAGGCAUGGCUUCAGCUGGCUGCUGAAAGUCGCGGAGUAGCGGAUUCCUUUGCGGUCGAUGACACUGGCGCUGUCUAUGCUAAUCUCAGCGUAGAUCGGGAUGUGCCACACAAUCUUUCAGUGGUGGUGGCUGUGACGGACUUUGGACUGCCGAGCAAGACGAGCGAAGUGGUCAUGUUCGUGCGCAUCAUUGACGUCAAUGAUAACGCGCCCGUGCUUAGCUAUCAAACGCCUGUGGCCAUUGGGGAGGAAGUCGCCAUUGGUGCGCCGAUAAUGAUGAUCACGGCAACAGACGCGGACGAGGCGGGAACCCAAGCCUCUGAAUUGUCUUUCUCCAUUGUCAGCGCCGAGCCCUCCGGGCUGCUGGUUGUAAACACCAGUUCUGGUGUGAUAAGCACCAGGACCUCGUUGGCAGAUAUCAAUGUAUCGUCCAUUCAGAUGCAAUUGCGGGUGCAGGACAACGGGAGCCCCAUGCUGAGCUCGCAGAACAACGCUACGGUUGAAAUUGUGCGCUUUGGCGCCCCUAUUUUCUCUGCUUCCUCGUACGCAGGAGCCAUCCUGGAGAAUGCAACGCUAGGCACGUUCGUGCUUGCGCUGAGUGCCACAGCACAGCACGACUUCUCCAAUCAAACGGUAACCUUUGCCAUGGAAACCUCCAACGCCCCAUUUCGCCUGAUCCAGAUCAAUGCCAGCCAUGCUUGCUUGGAGGUCGCCGCACCCUUGGACCGUGAGGUGCAGUCAGAGUACACGCUUGUGGUCAGCGCCACAGAUGCUGGGCCUUUGCGCAAACGGAAUCUAGCUUCUGUGGUCAUCGAGCUACUUGACGUCAAUGAUCAUGCGCCCGUGGUGUUGGCCCCAUCUCGAAGUGUGGCCGUGCGCGAAGAGCAGGCCGUCAACACUUCCUUUGCUGUGGUGCAGGCAACCGAUGCGGAUGUUGGCAUUAAUGCGGUGCUUCUGUUUGAGGUGAUAAGCUCUGUGGAUCUGGUAGAGAUUGACGCUAGCUCAGGUUCACUUUGGCUGCGGCGCGCUUUGCGGGGACCAUCGGAUGAUGGCGCGAUUGUUCGCGUUGCUGUGUCGGAUGGCGGUAGUCCUGCACGGCGCACGGUGGCCGAGUUUGUUCUCAAUGUGACCUGGUUUCCACCCCCAUCCUUUGUGCCUCCGCUGGCAGUCAUCAAUUGGACUGCCUUGGAAAACCUAACUGUUGGUGCAGUUUUGGGUCAAAUGCAGGCGCAGGCCUGGCACGACGGCGCAAAUCAGGGGCUGACCUAUGCCCUAGUGCCGCCUGUGCCCAGCCAACUUUCGAUCGCGGCAAUGAGUGGCGUCGUGGCAUUGGAGUCUGCCUUGGACCGGGAGUUGACACCCGAGGUCGUUUUUACCGUGUUGGCUCAGGAUCACGGCCCGCUCCAGAAGGAAAGCACGCAGCAAGUUCGUUUAUUGGUGCUGGAUGUCAACGACAAUGCUCCUAUAUUCGAGACCCAGGACUACGCAUUUGUGGUGCGGGAAGAGGCCACCCCUAACGCAGUUGUGGGUGUGGUGUCUGCUAACGAUCGCGACCUUGUGCCCCAAACACCGCUUGAGUACACCCUGCUCAACGGCACGACGUUGUUUGCGCUCGGGGCGCGGACGGGCCAACUCACCGUGAGCACGUCGUUGGCAAGCGCGAGUCCUACCAACUACACGUUGGUAGUAGCGGUAACGGACGGCCUUUUUACGUCCACGACAAACGUUGUGGUUGGGGUAGUGUGGUUUCCCCCACCGCGGCUUCGGGCUCUCGACGAGAGCGGCGUGCUUCGCCUCGCGAUUCCCGAAGACGCACCUUUGCAGGCCGUCGUCACCCAGCUAUCGGCUUCGGUGUUUCACGACGGGCUGAAUCAAAGCGCCAGCUUUGAGCUCAACGACGGCGCGAUCGACAGCGUGCCCUUUAUCGUCGCAGAGACAGCGCUCCUCGUUUCAGGAGGGCUGGACCGCGAAACCACGGAUGAAUAUGCUUUUGACAUCAAGGUGCAAGAUUAUGGACCGAUGCGCAAGCAUGCCAAUUUCCCCGUUGUAGUUACGCUGACGGACGUCAAUGACUGUGCUCCGGUCUUUUUGGUUGCCAAUGCCACUGUCGUUUUGCGCGAGGGCCCGGCGUAUGUGGGUAGCUUUUUUGCGCUGCCCCAGGCCACGGAUGCGGAUGGCCCGCCCUUCAACGUGGUGCGGUAUAGCCUUGAUCCGCCCAGUCCUUACUUUGCAAUCAACACCUCCACGGCAGAGCUCGAGCAGACGGCCGAAGUAUGGGCAACGGAUGCUCCUCUGGCCUUGCGCGUGCGUGCCUUCGAUAUGGACCAGCUCGAGUCUUUCUUGAGCGUCGAGGUCAGAGUGACGGCGUUUGAGGCGCCCAUUUUCACGGCUCCGAUUCCUGCUCGGCUGAACGUUUCCGAGGCAACGCCGAGUGGUGCAGUCAUUGCCCAGCUUGAAGCGCAGCCACAGCAUGAUCUUGUCAAUCGCAGUGUCGUGUAUGAGCAAUUGUCUCAGCGGUUGUGGCGCAGCGGGCUCGACGUGACGAUGUCUUCCCCAAUCGCUGGCGUGCGCGUUGAAGCUGCCGGCCAAGUCAUUGUGGCAGACCCCAAGCUUGACCGCGAGUUGGUGGAUGCCAUUGAGUUGCGCGUGCGAGCCAGUGAUGCCGGUGUGCCAAGCAAAAGCAGCGAGCUCACGAUACACCUGCGCGUUACAGACGAGAACGACAAUGCACCGGCCUUCGAAUCGGCUACGCUGAGCGUGCAGCUCCGCGAGGAGGCCAAUAUAAGUACGGUCGUCGUACACACCGUGGCCACCGACGCCGAUGUUGGACUCAAUGCAGCUGUGUCGUAUCGUCUUGACGGUGCAAACGCGUCUUACUUUGGCAUCAACGCCACGACGGGGAUGGUCACACUGACACGGUCCGUCGUUGGUUUGGAUGAUGAGGUGCUGCACUUUCGCAUCAUUGCCACAGACCGGCUUGGCGACCCCACCGGGCUCGAAGGGGAGGUAGCCAUCACCGUGCUCUUGGUCAAGUUUGGGGCACCCGUGUUUGUCGAUGCCCAGACCAACAUGAGCCUGCCCCAGUCCGUCAUCGAGGGAGCUCUGUUGCGGUGGAACGUAUCUGAAGCUACAACCGUCAACACAACGCUAGGUGAGCUGGUCGCUUGGCCCCAGCAUGAUGAUGUCAAUCGCCAGAUUGAGUAUGUGACCGAAAAUCCUGCCCUUUAUCUGGUGGGCGUGGACGGCGGCACCCGUGUGCGGGCAGUGCUGGCACAGCCACUUGAUCGCGAGUCGGGCAGUGAGCUUCGGGUGGCCGUGGAGGCCAUUGACUAUGGUCCAUUGCGCAAGCGCUCUCUGCUGGAACUGACGCUAGUCGUCACUGAUGUCAAUGACAACGCCCCGGUGCUACAACUCGCACCAGUCGUCGUGCGCGAGGAGGCCACACCCGGAACUGUGGUGACAACGUUGACGGCUACGGAUGCCGAUGUGGGCGCCAACGCUCGCUUGGCUUUAGCGUUGAGGAGCUCAGAUGGUCCUUUUGAGUUGAUCGACCACGGUAACAACACGGCCAGUCUGCGAGUUGUUGCACCGCUGAACGGCGCACAACAGGAUCGAUACGUGCUACCUGUGCUGGCACAGGAUCACGGUCUCCCACGGCUCAACGCCUCGGGAGACUUGCUCGUCCAGGUGCAGUGGUUUGCACCACCCGUGUUCACCGGCACCGACUUGGUGGCAGGCCGCUAUGAAUUGAAUGUGCCCGAAGACACCCCGGUAUCUGCGACCAUCGCCAACGUGAUGGCCCUUGCUCAACACGACGGGGACGACCGCCGUAUCACCUAUACUCUGAUGAACGGCACAGCGAUUGUGGUCAACGCCACAUCAGGUGCCGUGUACCUUGCUGUUGGCUUGGAUUACGAGCGCCAAAUCUCGCAUUCCGCCUUUGUGCGUGCGGUAGACCAUGGUCCCCUCAGUAAGAGCCGCAUUGUUGAGGUGCUUCUUCACGUGCAAGAUGUCAAUGACAACACCCCGCGCGUGUGGCUCACGCCCAAGGCGGCCACAGUGCGCGAAGAUGCGCCUAUAGGAACGGUCCUCACGGUGGCAGAGUCGUUCGAUGCCGACACCGGUUUGAACGGGGAUGUUCGAUUCACGCUGGAUUCUUCCGUGCAAGUGCCAGCGGAGGUGGACACAAUUUCUGGUAUUUUGCGGCUCAGCGCUGCACUCGAUGGCCUGACCACCCCAGUUUGGAACUUGACCGUUCGUGCCACUGACCGAGGUGCAAAGCCGAGAGUGAAUACGACCGAUUUUCAACUCCAUGUCACGCUGCGACCAGAUCUGCUAGAUGAUGCGUUUGUGUUGUACAACGGUCGGUAUGCCAGCGCGGCAGUGCCAGGGCCCUUUUCCAGAGAUCCCGAUGCCAUUCUUCGCAUCAACACCGCCCACGAUGUUGGGGGCACCUGGUCGUUCUGGAGCGAGGCUCGCAUGGCAUGGCAACCGCUAGCAGAAGUGUGCAACACAUCGCACGUCUUCCUGCUUCCUCACAAUACGUCCCUUCAAUUUGUUGCGCAGCAUGACUUUGUUGGGGUGGCAUGGCUCAACGUGUCUGCUUACAAUGGCAUCGCCCACGCAGCCGGGACCAGUGUGCAACAGAACGACACCGAGCUGCGCUACGCUUCAAGCGCCACCACUGCGCUGAUGCUGGCCUCUGUAGUACCGGCAGCUCCAGAGCCCUACGCGCUCAGCACGAGGGCCACAUUGCCAGACCUUACUGAGGACGUCAGCUCGCAAGCCGUUCAAGGUCUAACCGUGCUGGAGCUUGUGGCAGAUGUUGCGGCGUUUGAUGAACUCCACCGAGUGGCUGCAAGUGGCUUUGACGAUGGAAGCAAUACCACGCUCCCGGGAUGCACAGCACCUUGUGACCCCCUAGCCUUGGCGACACGCUUUCGUGCCUUUACUGAUGACCUCCGUGCCAGUGCGGACCGGGACCUUGUCAUUUACGGAGCCCCUGCAACCAGUUCUUUGAGCACGGCCGCAGGCCAAUGGCAGAUUUUUACGCAGGAGCGUAAUGCGUGGGUCGAACUGGUCCUGGAUGAUGCCACCCCGGCCUUGGUUCCAGCUUCGGCUCGGCUACGCUUUGUCCCAGCUCACAACGCAUACGGCUGGGCCAACUUGACGUGUGCUUUGCGGCAAGGCUCGCACAGCAGUCCCAACCGACGAGUGGGCUAUUCGGCCAACUUGACUUGCACACAGUGGGUCGAGCCACAGCCUGACCGCCCGGUUCUGGCACUUGCUGGCCCCUGGAAUCUGACGGCGUUGCCAUACGACUGGACCGAAGCGACGCCCAUCACCAGGGCCGGAGACUUGCUGGCCUUUUCCGGUGCGAUGGACGUCGACGGUGACUCUGUGGGUUUGGCUAUCACGCGGGCCGUAGGGUGCAAACUUGAAAGUGCUUGUGCCGGUCGAUGGGUGUAUCGGCUUUCGCCCACCAGCCCGUGGCUUGUGGUUGGCAACGGUAGCCAUUUUGCGCCGACCGUGCUUCUACUUGGCGCCGAAGCGGAGAUUGCCUAUCGAGCGCACCCCAUGGCGUGGUGGCCCCUUGCCGAGGCUCCUGAGCUUCAUUUUGCAGCCUGGGAUCGUUCUUUGGGGCGCGUGGGGCAGCGCAACGUGGAGUUGGCCAUCGUUCGUCCGUCCUUGUCUGCUUUCGAGGCGAGGGUCUCAGUCCUGCGGCUUGGUUGCGACGGCCGGGCUGGCUCCAUGCAGCGUGUUGAUGCUUGCGGUGUUUGCGGGGGCAAUGGCGUCGCUUGCAUGGGUUGCGAUGGUCUCAACGGUUCCAAUGCCAAACUUGACGCUUGUGGCGUUUGUGGCGGCGCCUCUGACUGCGUUGGCUGCGAUUUUAUGGUCAACUCAUCGGCGCGCGUGGACAACUGUGGCGUCUGUGCGGGGUCCAAUGCCGACGAGGAUUGCGCCGGAAUCUGUUUCGGCCUAGCUGAAUUGGACGACUGCGGUGAAUGCUUUGGGGGAACAGCCAAUGUGACACAGCCCAAUCUUGCACAAGAUUGCGAUGGAGUUUGUUUUGGUUCUGCAGUGAUCGAUGAUUGUGGCCUUUGUACCGGUGGAAUGACUGGUGCUGCCGUGAACGGCGCCAAGGAUUGUGCAGGCAAGUGCUUUGGCACUCGGACCUGGGAUUCCACGUGUCAGAAUCAGGGGCACGUUGUGUGUGGUGAAGCCUGGUUCGACUGCCAUGGUGAUUGCCUUGGUAACGCGGUGCUUGAUGGUUGUGGUACGUGUGUCGGAGGUCACACAGGCCGCGCCUUCAAUCUGACCGCUUGCCGGUCCGUUACUGGGCUCUUGCCUGCUGUCGUGCCCGCCGGCGUGAGCCGUGCUGUCCACGUGAAUGGCACUGGCUUGGCAUCUCUGGAAGCGUCUGCACUAUGUCGGGUAUCCACCAGUGCGGGAGCGCUUGUGAGUCGAGCCACAAUAGCGUCAGCUGACCUGGGACAUCCUCUGGUCACCUGUAUGUUGCCCGCAUUGGCGCACGGAACCUAUGCUGUGGCUUUGGAAUUGGCCACUGGUGACUUGGUGGGCCAGGCCCAUUUGGUGGUGCUUGACACACCCGCCUCUCUGCGCGCCCCCGACUCUGGCGACGUCUACAACACGGCCGUGGACCUAGAUGUUUGGCUUGCUAACAUUCCCCAGCCCGAUCCAACUAACAUCACCCUGUCUACAAACCAAUCCACUGCCGUGGGCUUGGCGCCCUUGCCCAGCCAACACGGCCUGCCUGCUCAAGAAGAUUUAUAUUGUAUUGCGGUGCGAACUGGAGGGUCAAAUCGGAAUGGGGCGCUUGGCGUUUUAGAAGGUUUGUGGACGACUUUUAGCGGGCGGUGUGAUGCUUUAAACUGGGCCGAUCGCUUGCGCGUUGUUGUCCAGACCGCUCCAGUUGGAUUAUCGCUGAGCACGGAAGCUGAACUGCUGCAACUCCUCCAAGCUCGUAACGCACGCGUGAUGACGGUAAAUAUCAACGCUGCCACUCCCAAUCUCAGCAACCAAUCGUUGCUCCAUGUCGGAGCUCAAGUGGAGAUCGUCUUUGAUAGCACGCUCAACCGUCAGCCGUGCAGCAUGGCCACGAGCCACGAGAUUGACGUCAUUUUGGGCCUAUCAAAGGACUACGCCUGGUCGACCCAAGAAUCGGAUGUCGUGGUUGGCCCCGCUCGCCUAGAGCCGGGGCCCUCGCUGUCAUGCUCACCUGAUAUAUGGCGUCAUUGGUCCCACAGUCAUGACGCAGCCCUGUUUGUGCGGGUGAGCGACUCGUUGUUUCUACCAACCAAGGGAACCAUUCGCUUGUGGCGUGAGGCUCCGCUACCCACUCGUGCCAUCAUCACUGAGACUGGGGCAGAGCUUGUCAUCCACUUUGCAGCUGCCAUCCAAUUGCGCCCGGAGGAAUGCUCUUCUAGCUUAUUGCUGCAGCGCCCCGAUACCCCCGUGGGUACAGCAACACCCCGAUUGAAUUUGCUCGAGUGCCGCCAGACUCACAGCACAGAGUUUCGCCUGACCCUGGGUCCAAAUGCCACCGUUGAACCGGGCGACGAGCUCGUGUUGACGGGCACCAUAGUCUCAGCCCCCGAUGAAUUGUACUCUCUGCCACUGCUGGCCAGGCUCACCGUCGAAGCCCCGACAAGUCCCGCAGCACCCGUUGUGUACAUCCGCGGGCCAGACCAGCUUUCGAGUUGUGAGGGUACCUUGACGUUGGACGCUGCUUCUCUAAGCUCCGGCCUGACCCUGCGGCCAAUGGCCGCGCGCUGGUCAGUGAGCAGCGUGGACGGGUUUGAUACGUCGGAACUGGAAGACUGGCUCAGUGAUGCCUCGGAUGCUGUCGUGCAUGUCCCAGCUUCUCUGCUGGCGGUCAACGCCACGUAUACUUUUGCUUUGGUAGUGCGCAAUUUCUUGGGUGUGGAUAGUGCGGCUGCCUUCCACACUGUUACUCGCGUGCCGUUUGCCGUUCCCUUGGUCUCAGUGCACGGCCCAGCCCAGGUCGUGAGCUCAGAGGACCUGCGACUCUUUGCCCGCUUGGAAGACUCUGCAACAACUUGCCUUGAUUUUUCAGUCUCUUUGAUCUGGUCUUUCACAUGGUCGAUUCGAUCGAGCUCAGCGGUCGGUUCUUCAUUGCAGAACAGCACUUCAAGCAGUUCCAACGUGAUCUGGUCUGGUGCAGGGAGCAUGCUGACCGUUCCUGCAGCCUCUUUGACACCCGGCGUGACCACCGCGCAACUCACUUUGACAGCCAACGGCACUUCACUUGGGAUUGUUCGUCAUCAAGUCCAGGUCGUGGCGCCGAAUCCUCGCGUGGUUCUUUUGCAACCGAACCGGACCAUUGCCCACGACGGGGUGGUGGUUUUGUCCGUGGCAGCCAUCGAAGACGCACUGGUUCCACAGGCCCGCGAUGCCCUGUCCACGCGUUUUUCAUGGACCUGCUUGACCCGUGCGGGUUUGGCUUGCACGCAUCGUAAUGGUACUGCCUUGCUGCUUGCCAGUCAAGUCCACAUUGAGCUGCCGGCCAGUCUGUUCUGGGCGGGCACAUAUGAGUUUGUGGGCUUUUACAUCCAUGGUGCACGGCGGGCGCAUGCCACAGCGCACUUUACCAUUGUUGAGGCACCGAGCGGGGUGGAGGUGCCUCGAGUGAGCUUUGUCAGCGCCGAGCCCAGGCAGGGACACAAGCGCUAUCACAACGAUGGGACCCUAUUGCUGCGCCGCGAGCACGCUUUGCGAGUUGCAGUAGCAGUACAAAGUAGCACUAGCCUGGUGACACUCGAGGCCACGCUGCAGGCCUCUGGGGGAGAGGUGCAGACUUUGUCUGCAGAGCAUGCGGCAUUGGUAAGUCCGACUUUGCCGUUGAACGAAGAGGCUUUGACCACAAGCAGCAGCACUGCUUCUGGUCUCCUCGUCGAAAUCGAUUUAGAUAUGCGGGUGCUGCAGGAGGGAGAGCGCUAUACGUUGACGGUGACCGCCACUACAGCAUCUGCGAUUGCGGGAGCGGCUCAGCUCAACUUUGAAACAACGCGGAGCGUCAUUCCGGGCCAAUUGACAAUUGCGAGUCAUGGUACCGAGGCGGAGACAUCGUUUGAACUUCAAGCGCAAGGGUUCGCAACUAACACAGAGGCCGUCUUAUACCGCUUUGGCUAUCAGGGUGCUGAUGGCGCCGUGCGCUGGCUAUCAACGUUCAUGGCGCUGGCAAACAUUCAGCGGCUGCUGCCGCUUGGCUGGGGCACAAAUCACAGUCUACCCGUGAUUUUAGAAGCCAGCAGCGCACGAGGCAAUGCAGUGCGCCGUGUCGUGCAGGCCCGAGUGGCUCCAUCUCAUCACACCCCGGACGUAGCCACGCUGCAGACACAUCUCAUGCAAGCCGAAGACUCGCGCCGACGGGGUGACUGGUCGCGAGCGCUAGCCGACGUGGCUACACUGGUACUGGCUGUUUUUGGCACUCAUGCUACUCGGAUCGUGAACCUUACGGAAGCGGAGCAGCGUCGCUACAUAGACAAUGCCAUCGAUCUGUUUGCGGCGGUGUUGGUUGAGGACGUAGUCCUGUGGGAUGGCGCCACGGGGCAUGUGGCCCUCGGGGCGCUGCUCUUGUGCGAAGCGGCCUUACCGCGCGCAAGCUUUGCUGCCCAGCAAACUUGGGCCGACUUGGUAUUGUAUACGGUGGGUCACCUGCUGGGCGAGGCCGAGCUUGUUGUGGCAAGCGGCAUUCGUGCCUUGCCCACGACGGCUCAGGGCACACCAGCACAGCGACAGCGUCGUGAGACAAUCACCGCCAGCGCAGAUCCAGCCACCGCUCUCGACCCCAUUCAGCUCGAGGUAGCCGUGAGCACUUUUUCACGGCUCAUCAAUUUCAGCGUCUUCACAGCUCCCCAGCGACGCUAUCGCAGCCGACUUCAUUUACUUGCCGAUGCCCUGGCUCGGGUGAAGUGUGCGCAACAGACGCCAUACAGCGCCGCAUACACGUACCAAAACAGCGUCGUGGCCAUCCAUGCUGCCGUCACGGAUGGUGACACGGCCAUGGGAACACCGACGACCACUACGUCCUUGGGCUCAUGGUCAACCAAGGUGCAUUACGCAGCGGCCUUUGCCGCGAGGUUUGAUGCGUGGGCAUGUGGUGAUCAUAGCAGCUGGCCCCCUUGCCGCGGCGUGUGCGUGGCCUCUGUGGCAUUCGCCGGCGAUGUCACCACAGCGGACCUUGAUGACGUUUCGACACAACUGGCCACGGUCGUGCAUGAGGCGCGCCUGAUCGAUCAGCGCGUAGGCACAACUGUACAAAGCUCAAGCUUCCAACCGCCCGUCCAGGUGUUCUUACCAGUGCAAGUGCCCAACUACGUGCACUUUGCCACGCCUGAUCGCCGCCGAGCGGUCGAGGAUGCGCGCUUCGAGUGCCGUGUGUACGAAGCCAGCACGCAUACUUGGAACGCGGAAGGAUGUGUUUUUUACGCGGAGCGAAUUAUGGACGGCACUGACGUUGUCGAGUGCCGCUGCAGCCGUCUCAAUGUGAUAGUCGCGGGCUUUUAUGCGGAUGGUUCGCCGGACGCUGGCACACAGGCACCGGGCUGUCAGGAAACCCUACCCUCUGCGCCUCGUGCGGGCACGGAUUUGUUUCACAUUCGCUUCUUUCGCAAUUACUACGACGACCGCGCAGCCUGGUUGGCGCCGUUUGCGUGCGCUGCUCAUGCGGACUUGGUGAGCCUUUUGGGCGUGGUCGCAGAAGCCAUUGUGAAUGUCACCGUCGUUGCCAUUGAUCGACAGGUGGUGCAGACAAACAAUACGGGCCGGGGCGAGAUUACCUUGCAAUUUGGACUGUAUCGCAGCGCCGUGCAGGAUGCCAACGCCGUGACCGAGUCAAUAUUGGCUCUGGGUGGCACGGAUGGCAUUGCCUACGACUAUACGCGCUACACGGUGCGGGCUGUUAGCUUUGUGAAUGGGACGGACGUUGCUUCCAGCACGCAGCAGGCCGAUGCUGAGCGAGCCGGUAUGUGGAUUGGCGUUGCGAUUGGCGCGGCACUUGUCCUUGCCUUGCUGCUUCUUUUGCUCUACAAGUGCAGUCGGCGUGCUGGCACUACGACAGCCGAGAAGGUCGCCGGACGAUCCAAGGAAAAGGCACCUUGGCGGCGCAGCUCCUCAGUGGCCCCGGAAACUUAUCCCAUGACAGACAAGUCGCGUUUAGCCAGCCUGCAUUCGGCGCGCAUCAGCGUGGCGUCAUCGACAGUCACAGUGGAAACGAACGAUGAAGAGCUCAAAGAGGCCCAUGUGUUGGAAAUGGAAUCGGGUGCGCUCGAGUUGAUGCCCUCCCUCGACCUUGCCUCUAAGACUCGCACGUCAGACCAAGGUCGUGUUCAGACGCCACAAUCUGUGACCACCAAUCUCGACGAUGAAUUGGAAUUGAAUCAGUCAGUGCCUGUUGCCGCGCCGGUUCACUCCGAAACUGCGUUUACGUUUGAGUCAGAGGUACCCUCGGCCGGUCCUGCCAGUGCAGCUUUGGAUGACUUUGCAGCCACACCAGAGAUGCAGGAAACUGUCGUGGAUGCAGCCGCUCCGACGGAAGCCAAGAAGAAAAUUGCAAAAGGUGACAAAAAAGUUCAUCGCCAGGUCAGCUUUUCCAACUCGAAUGCCACCGACAUGGAAACUGGUCAAGUGCUAUCGACGACUCGGCCACCGCAGACCAUGCCAAGGCUGGCCCCACCAGUUCGCGCGUGGCCCGCUCCACGACUCGAGCCAUCCACGGCUCGCCCAUCGGUGCGCAUGACCUCCUUGCCCCGAGCACCUUUGCCGACCAGCCUGCCUUCCUUGCCCUACAUGCAAGGCCGUCCGGUUCCAGGGCGGCCUCGGCCACUAUUUGGAGAUCGACCCACGCCACUCUUGCGCGGCCCUAUGCCGCCGCGUCCUGUGGCCGUUUCUCGCCCGGCUUUUGGGCCCCCUCAACCAACUCUGCGACCCUCUGGUCGACGUGUGGUGCUCGAAACGAGCGCCGAUCUGACCGAUUCUAUACCUAAUGAUGAGACAACAGUAUAA